Messenger RNA from Coregonus clupeaformis (lake whitefish), 528 nucleotides. Its product is annotated as scavenger receptor cysteine-rich type 1 protein M130-like. The record is from RefSeq and is a predicted model, not a curated record. The transcript has 3 exons. Gene Ontology annotation, cellular component: membrane. Lineage: Eukaryota; Metazoa; Chordata; Actinopteri; Salmoniformes; Salmonidae. Bases 1 to 528 code for a protein of 175 amino acids.
AUGAGUCUACUAUUAGAGAAGUCUGUGCAGCUUGUGGAUGGAGCUGGUCUCUGCUCUGGGAGACUGGAGGUGAAGUCCAGUCAGUCCUGGGCCUCAGUGUGUGAAGCUGACUUUGACCAGCAGGAUGCAGAGGUAGUCUGUGGGGAGCUUGGCUGUGGGGCUCCUGCAGCUCUACAGGGGGGGCUCUAUGGAGAAGGUGAGGGUCAGACCUGGGAUAAAGAGUUCCAGUGUAAAGGCAAUGAGUCCCUUCUCCUGGACUGUGACACCUCAGACAGAAAAAACAACACCUGCCUACCUGGUAAUGCUGUUGGACUCACCUGCUCAGAGCCUGAUGAUGUGAGGCUGUUGGGAGGAGGCAGUCGCUGUGCUGGUGGAGUGGAGCGGUACAACCAGGGAGAGUGGAGGACUGUGGGAGCUGAUGACAGGAAGAAGGAGGCUGUAGCUGCAGUAGUGUGUAGACAGCUGGGUUGUGGCUCCACUGUUUCAGUACUACCUGGAAACACCACUAGAGGGUUUGAAGUUCACUGA